AUGGCUGUUUUCCGGCUGUCGUUGCUGCUGCAAGUGGGAUUUGUGAUCGGAUCAAACCAUGAAUACGCGGACUGGUCAGCGCAUGGGAAAGAUAUCAGAGCACAGGGGGCGAUUUACGGCGCUCAGACUCACCGUCGGCAGCUGGCGCAUCUCCGUGCGUCUCAUCCUCCCGGGGAGACGGUGAAGCUGCCGCAGAAAAUAGAGGAGUACCUCCCCAGGGUGGUCACGGCGUUUCUGCACACUGGGGACUCGACCACCUUAAAGCACGCCAACUGCUCAAGGAGGUACGAGCUCACCUCUCUGCGGGGAAGGUCACACGCCACCCCGCAUCACUCCAUGAGCAGCGUGUUGGAUACGGUGCUGCACGCCACAAACUUCCUCAACAUGAUCCUGCAAGCCAACAGGUCCAGGGAGCAGACUCUCCGGCGAGACAUUGAGUGGUACCAUGCCCUCGUCAGGAGUAUAUUGGAAGGAGACUCCAAGAUUCAUCGGGCUGUUGUCACUUUCAUAGCAGAUUCGUCCGUGGAGGGGCCCUCGGUGCUUCUCCAAGCCACCAGGGCCGGUGGAGAGAUAGUCCUGCAAGACCUCUCCAGCAUGGCCCACCACCAUCUAAACAACCGCACAGCAGACUCCGAGUGGUACCACGAUGUCAAAGACAGGAAGAAACCCAGUUUCCAUAAGAGGGUGCUGAGCCAAGAUUUGACAUCAGUUGACAAUUCUCUAAAAAGAGGAGAAAGUUUUAUCCCGGACAAGACGCAUGUUAGAUGGUCUGCACCAUACCUGGAGUGUGAAAAUGGGAAUUUUCUUCCCCGCUGGCUUUUGACUCUCUCUGCUGCUUUCUAUGGCCUGAAGCCCAACUUGGCCCCAGAAUUCAGGGGAGUGGUGCGUGUGGACAUAAAUCUCCAAGAUGUUGAUAUCGACCAGUGCUCCACUGAUGGCUGGUUCGCUGGAACCCAUCGUUGCAACCUGACAACUAUGGAGUGUUUGCCGAUCCACGGUCACGGAUUCGUCUUAGACAAGUACAAGUGCCACUGCAAGAAAGGAUUCUACCACCCCAACAGAGUAGCUGUCAAUGGCUUUACACGAGCGGGGAAAAAGGGGAAAGGUGCAGACAGUGGCCCUAAUGCGGAUGAAGGCUCUUCCAGCGAUUGCCUCCCGUGCCAGCAGGGCUGCGCCUACUGUAAAGACGACACACCCUGCGUGGCGCGAGAGGACGGCGCCCUUCGCAUGGCUGUGCUCUCCUUCCAGUGUCUCUGCAUGCUGAUUGUCUUCGUGAGCAUGGUCCUCAUCUACCAUUUUCGCAGGAAUAAGAGUAUCAGAGCAUCUGGUCUAGUCCUGCUGGAGGCCAUCCUAUGCGGAGCUCUGCUUCUCUACUUUCCGGUCGGAAUUCUCUAUUUCCAGCCGAGCGUGUUCCGCUGCAUCCUGCUGCGAUGGGUUCGACUGCUGGGUUUCGCCACAGUCUAUGGGACACUGACGUUGAAGUUGUACAGGGUGCUGAAGGUGUUCCUGUCCCGUACAGCCCAGAGGAUCCCAUAUAUGACCAGCUGGCGAGUGUUACGUCUGCUGGUCAUCAUCCUGCUUAUCGUCCUCUGGUUCCUGGUGGCGUGGACAUCUGCUGUUUGCCAGAACCCGGACAGGAAGUUGGCUCUCAUCGACGUGGGCUACACGCCUGACGGGCUGCAGUUCAGUAUGUGCCUGUUGGAUCGCUGGGACUACAUGAUGGCUGUCGCUGAGUUCCUCUUCCUGCUGUGGGCAGUGUACCUGUGUUACGCUGUGAGGACGGUGCCGUCGGCGUUUCACGAGCCUCGCUACAUGGCCAUUGCUGUUCACAAUGAACUCAUCCUGACAGCAAUAUUCUAUGUCAUCAGGUUUACACUUGCUCCUGAGCUUCAUCCAGACUGGAUGCUGCUACUGUUCUUCACCCACACCCACUUAACUGUAACAGUCACAAUGGGGCUACUUCUCAUCCCUAAGUUCCUUUUUGCUGGCACCCACAUGAGAGAUGAUAUAGCCUCAGAGGCCUAUGAGGACGAGCUUGACAUGGGACGUUCUGGGUCGUAUCUUAACAGCAGCAUCACAUCAGCAUGGAGUGAACACAGUCUGGAUCCUGAAGACAUUCGGACACCAGACGAAAUGGGCCAUCUCAGUUCUAUUAAUGGCUGUGGCGUAAGGUCUUGCGACAGUCUUUGGGAAAAACGUACCAACGAGGAGUUGAAGAAACUCUACUCCCAAUUAGAGAUUUACAAGAGGAAGAAGAUGUUGGCAAACAACCCUCAUCUCCAAAAGAAGCGGAGCUCAAAGAAAGGGCUGGGUCGCUCUCUGAUGAGGCGCAUUACUGAGAUUCCCGAAUCAGUGCACCGGCAAUGCAGCCGUGAGGACAAAGAGGCUGGAGAACAUGGGAGCAAUCGUAACAGCAUUUGUAUGUUGAAGAAGAACCCGUUCGAUCCGACUCACCCAGUAAAGCCAGCAAAGGAGGAGACACUGAAGAACAAGGUUUUCUCCCUGAAGAAGUCCCACAGUAGCUAUGACCAUGUCCGUGACCAGAGUGAAGACUCCAACAGCUCAGCAACAGACAAGAUGGAGGUGACCACAGCUGAAGGAUCCCUCCUGGAUACACUUAUGGGCAAGAAACUAGUCAAGAAGAAGUCCAGUGAGAAUGUAAGUGUCCCCAGUGAAUCUACGGAAUCAGUACCCCUGGUCUGCAAGUCAGCCAGUGCCCAUAACCUCACUGCAGACAAGAAACCAAUUCAUCCUCGAGCCUCCAUGUUGCAGAAGUCCCUCAGUGUCAUUGCCAGUGCCAAAGAGAAGACUUUGGGCUUGACAGGAAAGACCCAGAGUACUGAGGACAGCAAUAAGAAGAGUCAGCCAAAGGGCAAAGACACAAGGGCAAAUGCAGAGUCAGAGAAUGAAUGUCAACCCAAGAUGAUCAUUAGCCAGUCAGUUGAGUACAAACAGACGGCGGCAAAAGGCAGAAUCAUGAAACAGCCAGUGAGUGGCAGCCAGCCUUCAAUCUGUUCCGAUCCAGUUAAGGGAAAAGAUCUCUACGAUCUCUCAGAAGUGUGUCCCUGGGAAGUAGAAGAUCUUCCAACACCUUCUGAAAACAAGGUCCAGAAGCAUGUAUCCAUAGCACCAAAGGAAACCACAACGGUUCACGGAGGUAGCACCAAAAGCAACAAAUCUCAGCAGCAGAAGCAAAAAGCUUCUGAUCAAUCUCCAUCAAGUGCGAGGCAUUCAAAGGAAAUUCAGAGGACAACCGCUGUUCGAGCAGACGUUUGUCCAUGGGAGGAUGGAGGUGACAGUCCAACCAGUCAAGUCGAAGGGUUGAAGCAACAAACUCAUUCCAAAGUAGAAAGCUCCCAAACACAUCUGGCAGAGGUUUGUCCUUGGAACAUCGACGAGGCACAAAAGACAGCAGAGUUAGCUUGUUCACCAAAUACGACAAAGCAGAGAAAAAGCACCUCUCCAGUGGAUGGGCAAGGGAGAAGUACCCUUUCAGAUCCAUCUAAAAUAGGAGUCUCACUGCAGCCACCAACUGCGAAAGCUGAUGUAUGUCCCUGGGACUAUGAAAGCACUUCAGUAUCUCCAAAUUCUGAGAGAACACCUAGUCCCUCUCGAGGUUCCAAAACCAAGGAUUCACCCUCAAAAAUGGCGGGUACCACUUCCACAAGAACAGUUGAGAAAGAGAAAUCAAAAGACACUGAUGAUGAGAGAAGUAGAACAAAAGCAAAGGACAAGAGUAAAUCAGCAGAGAAACACAUGAGCCAACCAAAAAUGGCUGAGGUAUGCCCCUGGGAUGUAGAGAGUCAUCAGGAGGUGCCAGUGGUAGAAAAAAGGAAAAGUGCUAAUGUUGGAGCAGCCAAAGGAAAGAAGGCUGAAGUCUGUCCGUGGGAUUUUGAGGAUACAUCAGAUAAGAAAGGUACUGACAAAAGUGCUUCUGUAGUGAAACAGAGCAAUCCAAAUCCUAAAGGCGGGGUUGUAAGUGCUCCAAAAAAGGCAGAUGUAUGUCCCUGGGACUUUGAGGAUAGUACAUCGAGCAAGAAGGCGUGA
Scomber japonicus (chub mackerel) is the source of this 4047-nucleotide messenger RNA. RefSeq names its product G protein-coupled receptor 158a (gene gpr158a). NCBI's taxonomy places the organism in Eukaryota, Metazoa, Chordata, Actinopteri, Scombriformes, Scombridae. Gene Ontology annotation, cellular component: membrane. Gene Ontology annotation, molecular function: G protein-coupled receptor activity. The coding region runs from base 1 to 4047 and encodes 1348 amino acids. The record is from RefSeq and is a predicted model, not a curated record. Gene Ontology annotation, biological process: G protein-coupled receptor signaling pathway. The transcript is spliced from 12 exons.